AAUCAGUCGCGCUAAUUGGAAUCCACUAAAAUUCUUGAAGAUGGGUCUUAGAUUUGACACUUGUGCACACCAUGACGUUUUUACUUUUUUUCCAUUACCCUAGCCAGUUCCAGUUCGCACGAUAGCCUUCAAAGAAAAAAAGCACAACUUCCCUGUCCUUUUUAUCUAAUUGAUGAAGAUAGCCCCACUAUCGACAACUGUGUCCCUCUUUGAUCCUCGACGGCUGGCGUCUUUACACAAAGGCGACCAUUCUGUCUUGCCCGAGACAGAAUCAUUCGCUACCAUCCGUCGCUUAAAAGUCAAUCAACCCAAAGCCUCGAGUAACGUCGCAACCAAAGCUGAAGCCUCACGUUCAUUAGAGUAACAAAUUAAGAUAUACCUAAUUCACUGAUCGACGGCAUCGUCAAGUCAAGAUGGUGUACGUACGGCAGGAAUUCCUGCCGAAUCUGAAGGCGUACAAGUACUCGGGAGUCGACCAUUCAUUGACAUCCAAGUACAUCCUGAAGCCGUUUUACACCAACUUCGUCAUCAAAUGCUUUCCCAUGUCGAUGGCCCCGAACCUAAUCACAUUGACCGGAUUUAUGUUCGUCGUUGCCAACUUCUUUACCUUGUUAUGGUACAAUCCCACGCUCGACCAGGACUGCCCUCCAUGGGUUUACUAUUCGUGGGCUGCCGGUCUGUUCUUGUAUCAGACUUUUGAUGCGGUGGAUGGGACCCAAGCACGACGAACCCACCAGAGUGGACCUCUCGGCGAGCUGUUCGACCAUGGCGUCGAUGCCCUCAACACCGCCCUGGAAGUCCUCAUCUUUGCUGCCUCCCAGAACAUGGGACAGAGUUGGUACACCGUCGCCACGCUUUUCGCAUCCCUCAACACCUUCUACGUCCAGACCUGGGAAGAAUACCACACCAAGACACUCACCCUCGGCAUUGUCAACGGGCCCGUCGAAGGCAUCCUGAUCCUCGUCGGCGUGUACGCGCUAACGGGAUACAUGGGCGGCGCCUCGUUCUGGCAGCAAAGCAUGUGCGCGACCCUCAAGGUCCCCCAGACCCUCGGCAUCCCCGCGCAGAUCUACGAUCUGUCCUUCUCGCAGUGGUACAUGGUGCAGGGCACGAUCGUCCUCGUCUUCAACACCGUCGAGUCUGCGCGCAACGUCAUCCGCGCGCGCCGCGCCCGCGGCGACCGUAGCAGAUGGGCGCUUUUCGGACUUUUGCCCUUCUUCGGCACCUGGGUCUUGGUCGUCGCAUAUCUGUACUUGCAGCCGCUGAUCCGCACCCAGCAUCUUGUGCCGUUUGUCAUUCUGGCGGGGCUCAUCAACGCGUAUAGCGUUGGCCAGGUCAUCACCGCGCACCUCGUCAAGUUGCCGUUCCCCUACUGGAACGUGCUGGCCCUACCCCUUGGGUACGGCGUCAUCGACAGCCUGGGUCCGGUUCUGCAGGAGCACGUCGGCUGGGCUUCCGGGUGGCCGAGUGCGCUUGGUGCGGAUGUAUACCAGGUCUCGUUCAUGUUCUGUAUGUUAGGUAUGGCGAUCGGUGUCUACGGCUCGUUUGUGGUUGAUGUCAUCGUUACGAUUUGCGAUUACCUCGAUAUUUGGUGUCUUACGAUCAAGCACCCGUACGUUGAGGGUAAGGAGGCUAAUGGGGAUGGGGCUAAGAAGGUGAACUAAAGGAUAGGCUACGGGGAGAGAGUAUGUAAUGGAAAACUAAGGGGGCUGAAGUUGAGGCUGUGUGGUUAAGCAGGAAUGGGGGUAAUGACCGAAUGCUUUGAAAGGGGAAGGAGUCGGCAAAGGGGUUAACAUGAGGUUCAAAACUCUCCUUGGGUUGAACUUGUUCUGAUAACCAUGGGAUACGGGAUGGAUGUCCCCUAUCCGAUAUUCCUUAUGAAUUUAAUGCAUGGGGCUACGAAUUUUGCAGGUUUACUACCUACGAGGCUUAGAUGGAAGCAAUAUCAGGUUCUAGGUUCUAGGUAAGGAGGCCAGAGGAUACAAAGGCGGAAUUAAGAGCCCGGGUCCUGGUUCUGAAAGGAGGUAUACUGAAAGGCGUAUACGCGGGAUAACGAUGGGACGACGAGCGCGAAGUGUCUAAGCUGCUCUGCGAUAUUCAUUACGUUGCUUACAUUACUUGUAAUGAUGAUAGGUGCUUUUCGGAAUUCGGUAUACCCCUAGGUCGGGAUUGGGGAAGUUUUGAUGUCUACGUACUUAGCUAAAGGUCCAGGAGCAAUAGCUCCUAGGAGGGAAGGGCGAAUCCUAAUGCCCGCGUCAGUUAAUACCCAUUAAAUGAUAUUCUAUAAUCGUUCCAA
Annulohypoxylon truncatum is the source of this 2296-nucleotide messenger RNA. Its product is annotated as Choline/ethanolaminephosphotransferase. The record is from RefSeq and is a predicted model, not a curated record. Gene Ontology annotation, molecular function: phosphotransferase activity, for other substituted phosphate groups. Lineage: Eukaryota; Fungi; Ascomycota; Sordariomycetes; Xylariales; Hypoxylaceae. Gene Ontology annotation, biological process: phospholipid biosynthetic process. The transcript has 3 exons. Gene Ontology annotation, cellular component: membrane. Bases 414 to 1664 code for a protein of 416 amino acids.